CUCUUUACAAUCAUCUCAUGUGUUUAAUACAAAAUACAGAUCACACUAUAAUGAAAUGUUUCUCUAAUGUGUUUUCACAAAGUUCUUUAGUUCCAUUAGCUAAAAUAGCUAAUGCACCAUCACGUUCAUUACGUUUAUUAUGGGCAAUUGUUACAGCAAUUAUGUGUAUUGGAUUAUGUAUAUGUAUUAGUCUUGUAGUAAUGCAAUAUUUAAAACAUCAAACAGUAUUUCAAUUAGAUUAUUCUGGUCGUCAUACUGUUUAUGAUCAAGUACCUGGUAUAACAAUAUGUCCACAAUCACAAGAAUCAAAACGUUUAUUUUUAGAUGCAAUGAAACGUUUAAAUAUUAUUACACAACCAAUGCCAUUACCAUGGUUUAGUAAAACUGUUAUGGAUCAAUUUCGUAUGAAAGCAAUUGAAAUUCAACCUGAUUUAAAAUUUGGUGUUAUUGUACAUCGUUUACCAAAAGGUGAAUUAUUAUGGAAUACAUCAAAAACUGCUUUAUCACCAAUUUAUAGAAUGUUAUUGAAUUUUAGUGUGGAAUUUCAAAUACAACCAUCUUAUUUAUCUGAUAGUUAUCGAUUAACUGUAAUGGAACAAGUACCAAAUAUUCGAAAUUUUUUAUGUACAACAUUUGAAUUACGAUCAAAUAAUGUAGAAAAAUCAUGGUCUUAUUUAGAAAUACGUAUUAAACAAGAAAAUAAUCUAGAAAAUUCUAAUCGUGUUACAUUUAUAUUAAUAACACAUGAACGUGGUGAAUUACCAUUUAGUGCAUAUGAUCGUCAUAUUCAUACAAAUUUACCACCGGAUACAUCUGUUUCAUUAUAUUUUUCAAAAUCUGUAACAACACGUUUAAAUACAGGAAGAAAUCCAUGUCAUGUUGGUGCUGAUGCAAAAUUUAUUGCAUCUGAAUUAACAAUGGAUAUUAAUGAAGAAUAUAAUAAUAAUAAUAAUAAAGAACAACAUAGUUUAACAAGGAUAACAUCACAUAAUUCAACAAUACUUAAUGAAAUGAAUGAUUAUGAUCUUAAUACAAUUCCUAAUGCUAGAAAUAAUAAUCAUGAAAAUGAUCCUGAUCCUGAUCCUGAUCCUGAUCCUGAUCAUCAUGAUCAUCAUAAUCAUCAUCAAUGGUAUUUAGAUUAUUUGGAUACAAUUCGAAUGAAAAAUAAACAACAAACAUUUGCUAGUGAAACAACAAAUUAUUUACAAUAUGCUAAAAUUAAAUUAAAACAAAAAACUAAUGAACAACGUCUUAAUAAAUUAAAUACAGUUAGUUUAUUUGGUACAGAAUUUUUAUAUAGUCGUGAAGCAUGCGGUUGGAUUGAAUGUUGUACAAAAGUAGCAUAUAAUUGUAAUUGUACAUGUACAUUAGAUUUAUUAUCAAUUAAUCGUACAUCAACACAAACUAAUUUUUUAUGUGAACGUACACAAUGUCAAGAUGAACAAAUUCCUUAUGAAACAUGUCCAUUACCAUGUAUACAAACUAAAUUUAUAAAACAUAGUGAAGUACGUUUACCUGGAUUUGAAGAUGGUUUACCAAUAUUAACAAGUCGUUUAAAAUUAGUACGUAGUGAAAGUGUACAAGUUGCUAUGGAAGAAGAAAUUUUUUCAUUAGCUAAAUUAUUUUCAGAAGUUGGUGGUUUAUGUUCAUUAUUUAUUGGAUUUAGUUGUAUAUUUUUAUUUGAAUUAUUAGAAGCGCUUAUUGUUAUGUAUUAUCCUAAGAAAACAUUCAAACAAUCUAUACAAUUGAAUACAAACAAUAAUAAUAAUAAUAGUAAUAGUACUCAAUCAGAUAUUCAUAAAAUCAAUAAUCAGAAAUCGAUAACUACACCAUUUAUCCAAGCUAAUAAACAUACAACUGAUAUCAUACCAAAUAAUAAUAAUAAUAAUAUAAAUAGUAUGAUUAAUUCAACGAUAACUACAAUUACUACUACUAAUAUUUAUAAUGAUAUCAGUAGUGAGAAUAAUAAUCAUGAUCAUAAUAAAACAAAUAAAUUCGAUUAUAUUGAAAAUACAAUGAAAGCUAAUAUUUCCUCUGUAAAUAAUAAUUCAAUGGAAGAAUAUUUAGAUAAAGAUGUACAAUUGAUAGAGGAAAAUUUACAUUUUAUGAAUAGUCAUAUAGAUACUAAUCAUAAUAAUGAUAAUCAUGAGUUACAAACUACGGAUCAAUCAAUCAAUGAUUCUCAUUUAUCAUCCUAUAAAAAUAAUUAUCCUAUUGAACAGUCUAUUGCAUUAGAACAUUUAUAUAGCUGUAAUCAUACUGAUAAUAAUAAUAAUAAUAAUGACAGUAAUACCCAAGAGCAUACACUCUCUUUAUCUAAUCAAUAUGAGCAUAAUUUGGAUGAAAUAAGUGAAUCAAAUCAUGUAUAUAUAUUACCUAUAUGGUUAAGUACAAAUAUACCAUUACAUAUAAUUAAAGACAGAAAAAAUGAUAGGAGGAUAAAAUCUUUCCAGAUUUCAUCAAAUCAUUCAAAACGAUUAACAAAUUCAUUAGAUAAUAAUAAUAAUGAAGACGAAAAAGAAGAAGAAUGUAUCUAUAGUGAAACUACAACUAUAUGUUCCAGAGAAGAAUUGAUCAAGUUAUUACAACAGAACAGAAUACGGAUCAAAGUAAUGUUCACGGAUCAAUAACACAUUUACACAAAAAUAGUCAAAGUUCUACUUUUCAUCCAAUACAGGUCUAAAUGUCUCAUGAUUAAUAAAGAAUGAUUGUAGAAAAUCAACACCCCCAACAACCCCAACCCCAACCCCAACAACAAAAUGCACAAAUAUAUAACCUUUCAUUACAGAGAAAACACAAAUUUUGUAACUCUAACAAUCUACUCAAUUUUAUUUAAACACUUCAAUUCAUGUCAUUUAAAAGUGUAAAAUAAUCACUAAUACAAAGUUUGUUUCAUGUUUUGUUCUUUUUUUUGUUUCUCUUUUUUUGGUUACUAAAAAAGAAUAGUUGUAAACCGAAUGUUUCUAUCCCUAUUGAAUGUUACUCAGAUCCAUACAGAUAAACGCCG
This is a messenger RNA of Schistosoma mattheei, 3007 nucleotides long. The record is from the annotation of a GenBank genome assembly. NCBI's taxonomy places the organism in Eukaryota, Metazoa, Platyhelminthes, Trematoda, Strigeidida, Schistosomatidae.